GUGAGUUUAGGAUUUUUGUUCCUUGUAUGAUUGAGUUUGACAUCCCCGCAUGGAGCGCAUUUUGUGUCAUUUUCCACUAUUUUUAAUAAUUUCUGUGUGGAGUGUAGCUCUAGAACCUGUUUACAUGAGCUUUAUUAGCCGUUUAGGAGUCCGAGCUUUGAGUUUGUACAUGGAAACCUGAGCGUAAAGAUGGCAGCGCGCGGCGCGCUCCCUCUAAAGAUGUUGCGGGGCGACAGCAGCAGCACCAGGGCAGGGGCUGGCUUGUCAACGGAGUGAGAUUCCGUGUGGGAGGAGGAGGAUGGGUGGGUUUAAGUAGAAGCUAUCAGGUCUCCUGCUCUCACACGCUCUGCUGUGCGCACAGGCUGAAGACAAAAGCAGGCGGCAGCAUCCCUCCUCUCCAUGCGAUGUGCAGCAGGUCGCUUCAACGUCUCUGAAGUGGCUGCCUCACCGGGUCGGACCGGGGGCCGUUUGGUCUCCGAUUUGGUCACGAGGGACUCGACGCGCUCCGUCGGUGCCAGGCUGUCCGCCUCGCGGAUCACACCCGAACCCGCCCGAUCCCCGGCCAUGGAAAUGAUGGAGGGGGACGUUCUGGACAAGCUGGACGACAUGUCGUCGAUGUACGACUUCGACCCGAUCACCGGGACCAUCCCCGCCACCAAAGUGGAGAUCACCGUCUCCUGCAGACAUCUGCUUGAUAAAGACACAUUCUCAAAGUCCGAUCCAAUGUGUGUGCUCUACACGCAGGGUGUUGAAACCAAACAGUGGAGAGAGUUUGGACGAACAGAAGUGAUAGACAACACCCUGAACCCAGACUUCGUCAGGAAGUACAUCUUGGACUACUUUUUCGAGGAGAAGCAGAACCUUCGCUUUGACUUGUAUGAUGUUGACUCCAAGAGCCCAGACCUCUCCAAACAUGACUUCUUGGGUCAGGUGUUCUGCACUCUCGGGGAAAUUGUUGGAUCACCAGCCAGUCGACUGGAAAAACCAUUGGGGUGAGUAAAAGCUACAAGCAGUUUUUCAUGCUCCCUGACUUCGAAUGUGAUUAAAAACCACUUCCUGGUGCAAAGCGGGUUUGUAAAACACAAGAGAUGAUGUUUUGGACACACACACAACGUAUUUCAUUGCCUCCGUCUAGCUUUUAGGUCAAUAAGUCUCCUGCAGCAGUUGCAUGUGAUCAUAGCAUGUCAGAUGGGAUUAAAUCCAUGCUUGAUUCUGCUUUAUUUAAUUCUGAAGCGCUUUGGAGUUGACCAACAGAAGUGCAUCUGGGUAUGAAAUUAAAAAAAAGAAGCUUGACUUGUUGUGAAUGUUUAAAGAUGGACACAGAUGCUAAUUUAGAACAGAAGAAACUUGGAGACAAAGAUGAAAGGAAAGCUAAAAGAGAAGCAAGAAAAAAGACAAUAA
Oryzias melastigma (Indian medaka) is the source of this 1401-nucleotide messenger RNA. RefSeq names its product copine-5. Gene Ontology annotation, biological process: cellular response to calcium ion. The transcript has 7 exons. The record is from RefSeq and is a predicted model, not a curated record. Lineage: Eukaryota; Metazoa; Chordata; Actinopteri; Beloniformes; Adrianichthyidae. Gene Ontology annotation, cellular component: plasma membrane. The coding region runs from base 400 to 996 and encodes 198 amino acids. Gene Ontology annotation, molecular function: calcium-dependent phospholipid binding.